AUGGACGUCUACACAACAUCUUUUACAUAUCCACGCCGGUCGCGCCACAUUCAUUCCCCUGCCUCCUCACUCGACUUCCAGCCCGGCGACCUCAAGCAGCCCUCCCUCAUCGAUCCCUACCCCACAGCCCCCCAGCUCCAGCAUGCAAACCCCGCGGUCUCAGACGUCUCCGUCGCCGCAGACGCAGAGGCCAUCCAAAAACUCGCAAUGAUGGCCAUGUCCUUGCACGGUUGCCAUGUCUCAUAUUACAUGGUCGACCAAGGCCGCGCGUGGAACUUCCACAUCACUGGGGCAUAUCAGCAGGUCAUGAUAACUCGUGGGUUGAUUCUGAAGGAGUGUCCGGUCCAGCAUCGCGCAGCCAUCAAGGUGACGCGGUCUGAGAUCCUCGACUCACCUUUCUCCAAACCAACCCUUAAGCCUGAGGUCCGACGCCGGCUAGACGACAUUGCGUCACAAACGUUGGCCCACAUCGCCGUCGUCAAUAGUCCCCUCGCCCUCUCAAACCGCACUCCACCCGAUGGAAUUAGCAGCAGUGCUGGCUGGUCAGGACUGGAGACAGAGCGUGUUUGUGAGCUAGUGGUGACUGGCACAGAGGAUGCUGUGGAUCUUGCUCGAGUUCGUUUGCUGGUCAUGCUGGAUGAACUCAGCGGUCUGCAUUCCGAAGCUUGUGAGAUCGAUCAUAAGCUGCACGCUAUUGUUGCUGGUCGAAAACGAAGCGUACUGCAGUCCAUUCAAGAAGAGACUGCCACCAACAUCUAUUACCCUUCGCCCUUGCAGGAUCUCAUGGGCCCAGACCUCAGUGCGACCAAUUCAUCCACUGGUGCUCGUAAUAGUAAUGUUAUCUGGAUUACCGGCGAGUUCUUCGGGGUCCAACGAGCUCGGGACAUGCUCUAUCAAGUUUCUGUCAACAAGAGUAAAUCAGUGAUUUCAAGGGAUACGGCCAUACUUCCCCGCAAAUUGGAUUGGAUGGUCACUGAUCGUGCCGAAGAUUUGAAGACGAUCAUGAGCGACAACGCGACAUUCAUCCAAUUUCCACCGCUGGGAAGCUCAACGAGCCUAAUUACGGUCUAUGGCGAUCAUAGAGUUAACAUUCAACGAACGAUUCGGUCUAUCAUGCAACUGGCCUGCCAGUACUAUGUUGGUUCGUUCUGGCUCCUGCCGGUUCAGUUCAACGCACUCCUUCCGCCUGCCAAUCUCAAUACGACUGCUAUCACCGCUCUGCUCAAGCAGAUCUCAAUGGCGACUGGUGCGGAGGUCGUAUUUAAGAGCAUGUGCUUCGAAUUACACGGCCUUGAACACGAAGUUCGGGCGGCAGUCAGUAUGAUUAUGGAAGUUGACAUCAUCAAGGCCUUCCACCACGAGAUUCGUUUCCAGAUCGAACUCUCAAAUGAGCACAGAGAUUUCAUCAGUGGCAAGAAAAAUGGCAAAAUCAACAAGAUCAUGCAAACGACCAACGUCAAGAUCAAGUUCGAGACGUUCAACGACCACAACUUCCUCAUUGACAUUGCCGGUCCUGAUGGCUCAGUUCUUCAAGGUCUUUCGCUUUUGCAAGAGGAAUUGCCUGCUGAGAUAUCAUUCCACGUACCGGAGGGCUAUCACAAGCGCAUCAUUGGUGUCGGCGGCCGCAGCAUCCAACGCAUCAUGAAGAAGUACGGAGUCUACGUCAAAUUCUCAAACGCUGAGGAAUUCGCUGCUCUCGGCGGCUAUAAUGACAACGACGAUAACGUUGUCGCGCGGACACCAGCGAAAAACGCUAUCAAUUUGGAACAUCUAAAGCAGUCCGUUAUGGAGCUCGUUAACCCGAAGGACAAAGACUUCGUGAAUGAGACUGUCUCCAUUCCUCGACGUUAUCAUCGUACUCUAUUGGGCGAAAAGAGCAUCUUCAUCCGUGAUAUCGAGACGAAGACGAAUUCUCGUGUACGCUUCCCUGACAAAGAGACGGCUUCAGAUGUAGUCACUAUCUACGGGCCUGAGAGCCAAGUUCAAAUCGCCGCUACGAUGCUUCUAGACCACGUCCCCUUCGAGGCCGACAUGGCUGUGCCUCCCAGCAGCGAACUUCCUCGUGUCUGCGCCUCUCCGGAGUUUAGCGCUUUGGUCGAGCACGUCAAACGUGAAUUGCAGGUCUCGAUUUCGCCCAACUUCAGGAGACCUGCAGGUGUCACGAAUGGCGGUUCGGGAGCCGAGACGCCUUCUGAGUACUCCUUCAAGUUCCGGUGCCAACGCAGCAACAGCGACUUCUUGAUUACGGCAAGGGAGAUGCUCGAGCAAUUCCUUCAGAACCACAACGUCCAUGUUUACCCUUCGCCCACGGCGCAUACGCACAAGAAGAAUGAUUCAUUUGCGGAAGCCUUCCCGCAUUUCGAUAGCAAGGUUCUUUCGACGGCGCGGACCAGAGGCCAUGAAUCUAUGGACAUGGGCCGAUCUGAUAUCAUGGUUGACCGUAGACUGAGGCUCGCGAACUCGUCGCCUGACGUCAAGGCUCUGUUUAACUCGCCUGCCUAUAUCUAUAACCUGGAAAACCAGGAAGACGUCGAGACAAACUUUAUCCCUGCCCAAAAUCAAGGGCUUGACUAUUGGACCCCUCUAGCACCUAUCGGUUCUGGAUUGGCUCAUCGUACAAGGCAUUCCCAAGAUGCAAUUAAACGUGGCUCCGACUCUCUUCUGGAGGCGAAGUUGAAGGACCAGAUCAACAAACCCCGUUCGCUGAACAAUCGCGCUCAGUCUCUUGACUUGACAUACUCUCUUUCCCGAAUCACUGAGGCAGGCUCAGGCUACGUAAUCCCUCCCGACUCACCAACGACGUCCACCGGCGACACUGGGGGUAACUCGAGUCCUAAUUCCGCAACUGCUCCCUCCUUCCCCACCGUGUACGGUCCGCCACUUUCCGCCCGCUCUUCAGGGAUAUUCGGGCAGUCUGCUGCAACCCAAAUGCAAUCGCGGCCUGCUGGUGCCACCCACGACGACGACGAAGCCGUCGACGAGGUCUCUCGAGUGAUCUCGAAUCUGGGACUGUAG
This is a messenger RNA of Cyclocybe aegerita, 3015 nucleotides long. The record is from the annotation of a GenBank genome assembly. Lineage: Eukaryota; Fungi; Basidiomycota; Agaricomycetes; Agaricales; Hemipholiotaceae.